GUCAACGUAGUAGUUGUAGUGGUAAACGUAGAGGAUUCUAACCCUUGCGGACGUUGCAAACAAGAUGAAGAGAAAAAGAACGAGAGAAGCUACCAAGAAGGCAAGAACGAGAACAAAGAGACUGAAAGCGGCAUUGACUUUGACCUUUUCUGGGUUUCAAUAUUUCAUUUCAUUAUUUUUUAUGGAAGGAAUUAGAAAACUUCAUAUGACUUCGAGUAUUGAAUCUCUCAGUCCAAAAAGUUAAGGUUUUUAAGCUUAGACUUCAAAUUCUUUCCUUGUAUACUAACAGAUAUGAAUACCGGAGUUGGUAUGGUGGUCUUGCUUGUUUUGAUCACUGCCAGUGAAUACUAUGCCAAUCAGAUUUCUCCUUCGCCUAGUCCAGAGCCGAAUGAUGGUUAUGGUGGAACUGCACCAGUUGUGGCAUUAACUGAUGAGAGGUGUUCAAAUUCCUUUACAGGAAGCUGUCAUAGCCUGAAUCACAUAAUUGCUUGCCUCAAUAUUUCUGCUUCCACAGAUUCGUUUCUUGUUGUCCAGAAUGAUGGUGAGGAUCCACUGAAAGUGAAUAUUACAAUCGUAGAUAUUGAGAUUGCUAUCCCAGAGAUACAAGUACCUAAACACAAAGCCAAAAAGAUCAAAAUCAUGGCAAACAUUGAAGGAAGUCCAUCUAUAAUAAUAAAAUCUGGAAUUGGGAAAUGUACAAUUCCCAUUGGAUCAAAGAAACAAAGUAGUGGAUUUUAUAAGCAGUUAGCCACCCAUUUAUCCCCCAUCUAUGGGGCCUACCUAUUGUUUUUUACAUUUCUGAUUGUUGGAACGGUAUGGGUUUGUUGUAAGAUUGGGAAAAAUGAAUGGCAUGAUGGUGGAGUCCGGUAUCAAGAACUAGAAAUGGGGCAACCGGAAUCCCACUUGGCUAAUGAUGUGGAAAUGGCAGUAGGAUGGAAUGAAGGUUGGGAUGAUGACUGGGUUGAGCAACAGGAAGUGAAAUCACCGGAUGAACAUCUAACAGAAAAUGUUGCAACCAAUGGACAUAAUUCCACAAGUUCUGAUAAAGAUGGAUGGGGAAAUGACUGGGAUGAUUAGAGCAAGAAUAAGAUUGGAACCCUUGGGUUAGAAAGAUGACAAGGAGGAAACAGAAACAACAAAAAGGUUAAACAAAAGAAAGAAACAAAAAGGAAGAUCAAUAGAUGUAGAAAGGAAUGGAAACUGCGGCAGGAUGUAGAUGUAAAAUUGAGUUUUAUUAUUUCUAUGUUUAAGCUAAUGUGGAAAGCAGGUUGAGAUAUAUAUAAUGUCAUAUUGGAAACAAUUUUGGUACGUCAAACAAGUUUGUUACUCUUUGAAA
Molecule: messenger RNA, 1336 nt
Organism: Hevea brasiliensis (rubber tree)
Lineage: Eukaryota; Viridiplantae; Streptophyta; Magnoliopsida; Malpighiales; Euphorbiaceae
Exons: 4
Coding region: 292-1077 (261 amino acids)
Source: RefSeq, a predicted model, not a curated record